UGUCUUAUCCAACAGCCAGUCCCUUAUUUGUGUCACAGUCCCUUUAACAUUUAUUUGACAAAUAUCCAAGGAAAAAAGUUAAGUUUCGUUUAUCUUUAAGCCUACCCUCUCAGAGUUUUCGUGUUUGUGCCGUUAUACGACCAGCAGCGAAGGCUACACGAACGAAUUUCUUCCAGUGCUAUUGUAAAAUAAUAAUAGCCUAAUAAUAAAACCACAGCAACAACAUCAAUCAUAAAUAUACAGAAAAAUGGAAAGAAGACAGCGAAAAGGGCACAACAAAGACGAUCAGAGGACAUGUGAGACAAUUUCACAGUUGUUCGACUCUUCCACAUCAACGGAUCCCUCGAACUCUGAACUGAGGCUGGUGUUGUUAGGCAGAAGAGGGGCAGGCAAGAGUGCAACAGGAAACACCAUAUUGGGCAGCAAGCAUUUCCACUCACGGCUCAGUGCCGGCUUGGUGACUAGAGCAUGUGAGAGAGUGUGUGCCACUGUGCGAGGCAGAAAUCUGAUGGUGGUGGACACACCGGGUUUCCCCAACACUGUGCUAUCCCAGGAUGCCAUUCAACAGGAAGUGCAGAGGUGUCGUGAGCUGUGUUCACCAGGUCCCCAUGCAGUCCUGCUGAUUCUUCCUCUGGGGCGCCUCACAGAAGAGGAACGCCAGGCCAUCGACACAAUCCAGCAACUCUUCAGUAGUGAAGUGCCCAGUCGCACCAUACUCGUCUUCACCCAUGCUGACAUGCUGAAGGGAGAGUCCAUCCAAAAUUUCAUUUCCAGACAGAGUCAAAGCAUCCGGGAGCUGGUAGAGAGGUUCAGUCACGGCUUUGUAGCCAUCAACAACAGAAACCCUGAAGAUGGAAGCCAGGUGGACCAGCUGCUGAAGAUGGUUGAUAAUCUGCACAAUCAGAAUGAAGAGAGAAUGUUGCAUCUGGCCAACCUUGCCAGGCCAUUGCGAAUGGUACUUGUGGGCAGAACAGGCACGGGGAAAAGUGCCACAGGAAAUACCAUCCUGGGGGGAAAGUAUUUCCGCUCAGAACUCAGCAUGAGCUCUGUGACAGAAAAAUGCCAGAGAAAGGAUGGCACUGUGCAAGGGCAGGAUCUGAUCCUGAUUGACACACCUGGCCUGUUUGACACAUCACUCUCCCAGGAAGUUGUGCAACGCGAGAUUGUCCGGUGCCUUACGUUUUGCCUCCCUGGGCCCCAUGUAGUGCUGAUAACGAUGCGUAUCGGAGGAUCCACUGAAGAAUUCUUGCAUAGUGUCGACUUGAUCAAGAAUUUAUUCCAGGAAGACAUCAGGCACUACAUCAUUCUCAUCUUCACCCAUGCAGACCUGCUGGAUGGAACUCAAAUCCAGGACUUCAUCAGAGAAGACCCAAGACUUCUGGAGCUUGUCGAUUGGCUUGAUGAUCGCUACCUGGCCUUCAACAACAUGCAGACAGAAGACCACAGCCAGGUGUCUCAGCUGCUGGAGAUGGUUGACAGCCUUCUGGCCCGCAAUAAGAACCAGCACUUCACCAACCGCCUCUUGCAGGGGACAGAGAGGGCUCUGGCUGAGCUGCUGUCAGAGGCUAAAGCAGAGGGGGAGGGAGGAGGUGGAAGGUUCCAGAACGUUUACAGAUGGUGUCGAAGUCAUCCUUAUAUCACAGCCUCCCUUAUAGGGGCUGGAGCAAUAGGAGGGGUUCCCUUAGUGAUGAGUGCCAUGGCCCCCGCAGCAGUUGUAGAAGUUGGACUUGGAGCGCAACUGGCUAGUCUUAUGCUAUCGGUUGGCCUGGACAGCGUAGCUAUAAAUGCCAUAAUGAUGAAGCUAGCAGCUAAUGGCCUAAUAGGUGGUGCAGGGGUAGCAGGUGGGGCAACUGGGACAGGGGCAGCAGGUUUAGUGGGGGCAGUUGGGGGGGCAGUGCUUACUGCUGCUACAAAGUGUAGUAUACAGUAGUCUUGUGAUGCCGUUGUGAUUAUGUUUCAUCAUUGUGGCAUCAUACAAAGGCAAGGUACAAUACAGCAAAGAGAAGACGUACAAAUUGUAUGCAUAAAUAACAUUCAUAUCACGAUACACUAUUCAUCGUCAUAUAACAAUAUUAUACUGCACGUUGUUGGUAGAGUCUCAACUUUUAGUGCAAUCAGACGUAAUUAUUUUCCUUUCUUGACAUAAUAUCUCUUUAUUUUUGGAAUUUGCUGUGUAACAAGUUGUGUUUAUAUAGCUGACUUAGUUAAACCUACAUACAAUGAGUUGCAGUAAUCAAGUCUAGAUGAUAUGAAGGCAUGUAUGGGCGAUUCUACAGAAUUCGUGCAAAUUGCUGUCCCGGAACCAAAAAACUAAUUUAAAAAGCAGUAAUGUAGGAAAUUCUUUGAUAAUAAAAUAAUAGAAGCAAAUACCAAUCAAAACCCAAAGUAAUAUUUGAUGUAGCUGCAAGCUUUAUAUAUAAAAUAUCAUCAUUUAUAUGGUGCUUUCUAUUGAGAGGUGGUUGUCCCGAACGCUAAGG
This is a messenger RNA of Sardina pilchardus (European sardine), 2477 nucleotides long. RefSeq names its product GTPase IMAP family member 8-like. NCBI's taxonomy places the organism in Eukaryota, Metazoa, Chordata, Actinopteri, Clupeiformes, Clupeidae. The coding region runs from base 248 to 1930 and encodes 560 amino acids. Gene Ontology annotation, molecular function: GTP binding. The transcript is spliced from 2 exons. The record is from RefSeq and is a predicted model, not a curated record.